This is a messenger RNA of Macadamia integrifolia, 3446 nucleotides long. RefSeq names its product telomere repeat-binding protein 5-like. NCBI's taxonomy places the organism in Eukaryota, Viridiplantae, Streptophyta, Magnoliopsida, Proteales, Proteaceae. The record is from RefSeq and is a predicted model, not a curated record. The transcript has 10 exons. The coding region runs from base 912 to 2984 and encodes 690 amino acids.
UUUCGGUUUUUUCUCCAUGGAUUUAGCAGUUAGAUGAGUUUGUCUUCCCCUUUUUCUUUUUUUAAUUGCUUAUCAUUUCUUGUGUUCUUUCCCCUCCCAAUCCUGAAUUUAUCAAAAUUUCUGUUUUCGGUUAUAAUUUUUCCCUUUUUUGAAUUAUGUUCCUAAUGGGUUUGAUCUGAGAUUCUGAGUGGGUUUUAGGCGCAUCCUGUAACUUUCAUGAUCCAAAACUUGGAUUUUUUCCCAUGAAUUCGUGGUAGAUGUUGAGAUCUGAUCAAUUUCUCUGUUGUGGAAGUUCAAUUUUUUGAGGUUUUCUGGAUUGAUUUCGGGAUGAGGGUUUUGGGACCUAAGAUUUAUUUUUUAAUAUGGUUUUUUUGCAGAAUUCUUUAUAUAAAUGGGUGUUUGCAUAUUUGUGUUUCCGUCUCUUCACUUUGGGGUUUUGUGGGUUUGAUUCAUUUUUUUCGUAAAAUAGAAUUUUUUUUCUCCUUUUGAAUUGCAGAAAUUAUAGGGAAGAGAUUUCUGUAAAUCAAUUCGACAUCAUCCGUCCGCGAUGUUUAGCUGAAGCUACUUUAAAUUUCUUCACAAAUGAGAUGUUUAAUCUUCUCUGCACAACUAUUAUUGGUUCUCUGUUUGGGAUCGCAUAUAAUAUAUCCCUCUCUCCACCUACGAAAGUUGGGAUUGAUGUUUAGUGUUUGUGAAUCGUGAGGGUGUUUGACAUAAUUCACCUAAGUCUCUUGCUUUAAUUGAUUGUUCUGAAUUCUGUUAGUCUCUGUCUCUCUGUUCAUGCAGAUCUAUUAGAACUUGGAAGCCACUUAAACCGAGUUAAUGCCGUUGUCGACUUUGAUUGAAGAAAUGGGGACCAUGGUUUUGUUGCUUUGUGUUUGCUGAGUCCAUGUUGGUGGUGUUUCUGAGAUAUGGUGUUGCAGAAGAGGUUGGACUAUGGAUUCAAUGGCUACCAAGUGCCUUCCAUUCCCCGAGCGUCAAGAUCAGCCAGGGGGAGAGGUUGUGUUAGAAAGAAAGUUGAGAUCAAUCAGAUUUGUGCAUUUGACUUACUAGCCACUGUAGCUGGCAAGCUAUUACAGGAGAGGAAAGAUUCACCUGCUUCAAGUACUGUUAAACAGGAACAAGUGGAUGAAGAUAAUCAAUUGAAAAUAGAAUCUUGUGAUCAUGGAAGCUGCAAUGAGAGUGUCUCUGUUUCAGAACUCAGAUUACAAGAUCGCAAACUUAAUUAUAUAUCAAAGGAACUCUUACAUGUCCAGAGUGUUGGAGGUUCAGGACUUAAGUCUGUGAAAACAAAUUUCAAGCAUUCAGAGAAGUAUGGUUCUGCUGAGGAGUUAGUAGUUGGCAACAGCAGCAGUAUUUUUGGAAACCAUCCUAACAAAGUAGAGAGAGGCUUACCUGACUUUGUCAAAUAUUGUGAAGACAAAGCAGAGGAUGGAACUGAGAAACCAUUGGAUUCCGAGGCACAAAAGAUUGGAAGUGUGAUUAAUGGAACUAUCCCUGAUACUUGCAGUACAAAGUGUCCAAUGGAAUUGGAUAGGAAACCUCAUGCGCUGAUGAGUUCAGACAGCAGUGUUGAGGUGUCUUUGUGCAGAGACCAUGUUCCUCAUGAUUCUUUUCCUGGACGUUGGGAUUAUUUAAAGGUAGGUAGUAGAGAUGAUGACGAAAACUCUUCUGGUUGCACUCAACCUAGCAAUGUAACUUCAAAGGACUUCAGGUCUUCACCAUGUAUUGGAGAACGGAGGAUAAGGAAGCUGUUGGCUUCCAAAUAUUGGAAAAUGGCUCCAAAGCUAAAGGAUGAGGAUCUUUCAAACAGUGAUGGGGAAAUGAAGCCUGUUCACCGCAAGAGAAAAAACACUUAUACACGUCAAAGAUCACAGAGGAAUUCUCCAUUUAAGAAGAGAAAUCUGUUUGAUAGAAGCACCAUAUCAACAUCUGAUGGUGGGAUUAGUAGUGAAGGCAUUUCUAAUUCACCCAUAAAGGGCAUUCAUGGAGAUGUAACUGGUUCAGGUGCAAAAGUGGACAGAGCUAGUGGUGCAUCGUCUUCUUUGGCAGGUCAACAAGCAUCCUUCCACUCAAGGGGUUCUCAUGUGAACCUUUGUAUCAAAUCCUUUCGUGUGCCUGAACUCUUCAUUGAAAUUCCUGAAACUGCAACCGUUGGUUCAUUGAAGACGACUGUUAUGGAGGCUGUCAAUGCUGUACUUGGAGGUGGACUACGUGUUGGUGUACUUCUUCAUGGGAAGAAGGUUAGAGAUGACAGCAAAACUCUGCUACAGACUGGAAUCUGUAAUGAGGACAAGCUGGACACUUUGGGUUUCACACUGGAGCCUGACCCCACUAAUGCUGCCCCCCCUUUGUGUAAUGAAGAUCCUCCCUUUCAACUUCCUGAUGAUACACCUCAAUCACUAAUCAGGUACCCAACCAGUGCUAAUUUAGAUCCAGGGACUUCCAUUAGCUCUCCAGAUGCACCAGUGACCAGCAUAGGUAACUGUGUUGAAAGUAACCAUAAUUCAGUUCACUCCUCUGCUGACAUGUCUGCGGACAAAACAACAUCUGAUUCCAGAGCACUUGUUGCUGCUCCUACUAUGAGUGUUGAGGCAUUGGCUGUGGUUCCGUUAAUCCGGAAAUGUAGGCGAUCUGAAAUUGUACAGCGCCGGAUCAGAAGGCCUUUUUCUGUAUCGGAAGUGGAAGCACUUGUUCAAGCUGUCGAGAAACUUGGGACUGGAAGGUGGCGGGAUGUUAAGUUAUGUGCUUUUGAUAAUGCAAAGCACCGAACCUAUGUGGACUUGAAGGACAAAUGGAAAACACUGGUGCACACGGCAAAGAUUUCCCCUCAGCAGAGGAGGGGAGAGCCCGUUCCCCAGGAGCUCUUGGACAGGGUCCUGUCAGCCCACGCCUACUGGUCUCAGCAGCAAGCAAAGCAACAGGCCAAGCAGCAGUCAGACAUGCCUUCUCCUCUGAAACAAUUUAGAAGCCAAGAGGAGUAAGGAAUGUUUAGAAUUCAGAGAUGAUCGGAGAUAUUUUCUCUGAAUUAUCAUUGUUAUUUUGUAAAAAGAAAAAAUUAAAGUGAUGAUGACGAAAAAAAAAAAAAAAAAAGAACGAGGAUGCUUGAAGAAAUUCAUGUAAUAUUCUCACUCACCAUGAUUCUUACUUAGCUAGAUUUUUUUUUUCCAAUGGAGAGUUUGGAAAUUGUAAAUGUUCACGGAAUAAGAGCACGGUUCCGGAAUUAACCUACGUCGGAAACACCGGAGUGUAGCUGACCAGUAGAUUCCGUCAUUUCCAUUCAAUUUGAUCUGAUUUGAUUCCUUUAGAGAAUUUGUAGAGAGAAAGAAGAAAGAAUAAAAGUGAGGAUCUCGUAUGAAGAAUUUAGAUGUCUUUCACUAAUUUUAUAUUAUCAAUGUAAUCUUCUUCCCUUGUUUAUAAAUCAAUGGGAUGUGGUCUUACCCUUU